AUGCAGACUGCUUUUAAAAACAUUUGUGAAAGACUGUUCAAUAAGUCCAUCUGUGAAAUUUCCUUGCUAAUAAAUAUUCCACGGUCAUCUGUUAGUGGUAUUAAAACAAAGUGGAAGCAAAUGGGAACAAUAGCAACAAAGCCACAAAGUGGUAGGCCACGUAAAAUGACAGAGCGGGAGUCUUCGCAUGCUGAAGUCACCAAUGUCUGCAGAGUCAAUAGCUAAAGACUUCAAAACUUCAUGUGGCCUUCAGAUUAGCACGACCACAACAACAGAGAGCUUCAUUGAAUGGGUUUCCAUGGCCGAGCAGCUUCAUCCAAGCCUUAUAUCACCACGUGCAAUGCAAAGCGUCGGAUGCAGUGGUAUAAAGCACGCCACCACUUGACUCUAG
Messenger RNA from Staurois parvus, 391 nucleotides. The record is from the annotation of a GenBank genome assembly. Lineage: Eukaryota; Metazoa; Chordata; Amphibia; Anura; Ranidae.